GGGGGUGAAGGGGCCGGUAGGAAGCGCGGGGCGGGGCUGGGCCCGGUGUCGGGAGCCCGGGGAGCCGCUGGAAGGGAGCGGCGCUGGUCGGGGGGUGUGUGUGUGUGUCCGUGUCCGUCCCACCCCGCCGUGCCCAGGGCGGUGGAGCCCCAGCCCGCUCCUCGCCUGAGGGGAGGGAGCCGCGGCCCCGGCGGAGGGAGCGCCCUGCUUCAGUGAGGGGCUGAAAGAAGGGGGGGACCUGCCCCGCGGCCCCCGGGCACAAAAUGGCCAUCGCGGCGGUUACCGAGGCGGAAACGCGGCUCUGUGGGAACUGCAAAAAGGACAUUCCUGCUGUUAAUUUCAUCAUCCAUGAAAUCCACUGUAGCAGAAAUAUUGAAGUAUGCUGCUACUGCAGUGAAUCCAUCCCGAAGUCUGAAAUGAAGAACCACAUUGAGUCUGAGCACGUGCAGGUUACCUGCAAGUGUAGGAUGAAGAUAGAAAACAGUCUCCUGAAGGAUCAUGAGGCGUCAGCGUGCCCUCUGCGGCCUGCCCUCUGCCGGUACUGUGACAUACAGCUUACCUUCAAGGAGCUGCUGGACCAUGAAGUUUACUGUGGAGCCAGGACUGAGCUGUGUGGAGGUUGCGGUCGUAACAUCGUGGUCAAAGAUCUCCAAGAGCACCCUCGAGUCUGUGGGCAAGAGGUGAAGCAAGCGAGAGGAAGCAGAGCAGCGGCUCGCUUUGAGGAUGAGGAUGUAGUUUUGCGUGCCCUUCGAGAUGUCAGAAGGCAACUCAGAUCAGAGAAUGAACUGGAGCAGUUGGGGAGAAAUGAAGAUGCUCAUUCCUCACUCGACGAAGAGUGGAACCCUGACUUAGACUACGUGUUGGCUCUCAGCCUCCAGAAUGAGAAUCAUCAGCACAGGAACACUGCAGCCGAAAUUCCCAGUGACUUCUGGGAAAACUGCUACACCAAAGAGCCUGUGUCAUCUGCCCGUCGUAAUGGCAGAGACGAGUCGGAUAUCUUCUGUGACUCUUUCGUGCCUUUUAGCAUGUCAAACCAUGUAAAAAAUGAGGAGAUCAUCAUGUUGCCGUGUGAGUUUUGUGAGGAGCUCUACCCUGCUGAGGACCUGAUUCUUCACCAGACAGGUUGUAACCCAGCAAGUGCCUUUGCCUCAUUCAGUAAAAGAAGUUCUUCUCCAAAUCCAUGGGAAUACGAUGGUCUGCGUGCUGGUGGGUCCAAAGGCUUUGGGUCUCUCUCUUCGUCCCAACCCCACGCUGUCCAGGCAGAAGAAGACAUCAUCAUUCCGUGUGAAUUUUGUGGCAUCCAACUAGAAGAGGAGACACUCUUCCACCAUCAGCACCACUGCGACCUGCGCCCAGCCAGCCCUGCCACCAGCUUUCCACCUUGGCAGCCGCCGUCUCCACGGGCCGGCAGAGAGAGAAGAGGAUCAGCAGAGCUGGCUCGGAGACGGGCCCGGCACCAAGGGGAUGUUUCUCCUUGGAGCACGGGCGGCUUUGGGCAGCAGGAGCUGAGCUGUCCUGCACAAGGGCCCAAAUCCCGGAGUAGCACGGCACACGCCAGGAACACACCACUGGCCUCUUCCAUGAGAGCUGGAGAUGCUCCUGCCUCCAGAGGGAAGCCCAGGAAGGUGUCUGGCAAUGAGGGGAGGCCAAGGAACAGAGACACAGGCGAGCCUGCGGGUGGGACAACACCACGUGUGAGACCUGCUCGGAACUUCCAUGCAGAAGGCUUCACAUCCAGCAGCUCCAGAGCUUCACCAACCCAACCAAGGACCGGCAAUGGAGGAGGAAGGAGCCCUGGGACAUGGGAAUGUCCAGGCAGCCUCAGGUGCAGGAAUGCCAAGGCCAAAGCCCAGGGCUCAGCACCUGGACGGCCGGAGGAGCAGAGGUCCACCACUGAUGAGAAGCACGUUUAGCUCUACACGCUGUUACUACGCACUCUGGUACUUAUUUACGAGCGCAAGUAAAUUCCUCUAUUGCUGUGUCAUUGAAGACUUUCUAUGAAUUUAAAUUUUUAUAGGCAGUGUUUUAUAUAUAUAGCUGUAUUUUUAAUUUGUGAGAGUAUAUUACAGGCUUUUACUGCUGUGCUCUAUCCUGGACCCCAUCCCAAGACAUCAACUUGGGCAGCACCUGCGUCAUGUUUCCGUAAGGGCUCUUUGUGCCACCCAGUGAAGGAGUUUUUGCCAUUCAGGGCUGGGAGCUCCCACGUGUCUGUCAGAGGCCAGGCUCUGGCUGUCUCUGCACCGUGGGGUCCGGGAUGGAACCCCAGGGGCUGGCUCACUGCAUCCUCUGCACCAAGCCCUGAAGCUCCGUGUUGUGUCUGCCUGAGGCGCCCGGCCCCGGGUGCUCCCAGGGGGCACAGGGAGGGGGUUCUGGGUGGCACAGGACAAGCCCUGAGCCCCUGGGGUCUUUGCAAACGCUUUUCCCUGCUGUGUUUUAGAGUCCAGGCUUUUAAAAUUCCUUGUAAUAAACUUUAUCUAACGCUGUCCCCAAA
Strigops habroptila (Kakapo) is the source of this 2491-nucleotide messenger RNA. It is a transcript of the gene TRAFD1, whose product is annotated as TRAF-type zinc finger domain containing 1. The record is from RefSeq and is a predicted model, not a curated record. The transcript has 11 exons. Lineage: Eukaryota; Metazoa; Chordata; Aves; Psittaciformes; Psittacidae. The coding region runs from base 264 to 1913 and encodes 549 amino acids.